Molecule: messenger RNA, 3135 nt
Organism: Amphiprion ocellaris (clown anemonefish)
Lineage: Eukaryota; Metazoa; Chordata; Actinopteri; Pomacentridae
Gene: bloc1s6
Product: biogenesis of lysosomal organelles complex-1, subunit 6, pallidin
Exons: 6
Coding region: 185-703 (172 amino acids)
Biological process (GO): intracellular transport
Cellular component (GO): BLOC-1 complex; extrinsic component of membrane; transport vesicle
Source: RefSeq, a predicted model, not a curated record
UAGUCACAUGACGCUUUGUACUUUUCCUUCCUCCCCAGUCAGUCGCAGCAGCAAAAUCGAACAACUCUUUCUGUUUUUGUCGUCCAUCUCUGCCAACAUUAACUCCUCACGACUACAUCCGCCGUUAAAGAGACGUUAAAUCAGGUUUUUAAAAAAGCAGACUGAGUCGGCAGAGUCGCUGCACAUGGAGGUGGAGGGGAUGGAAGAGGACGGACCCUCGUCUCAGAGUGAACUUCCACAAAGUGAAGAUCUCCAAUCAGAACAGCUGGAAUCACAACAACCGGAGAGCUCGGCGCCGGUAGAAAAUGUCUACGUGGAUAAGAAAACAGUGGACAAACUCACAGAGGGAUUACUCUCUCACUACCUACCAGAUCUACAAAACUCUAAACGAGCACUCCAAGAGCUCACACAAAAUCAGCUGAUCUUGUUAGACACACUGGACCAAGAAGUCACUAAGUUCAGAGAAUGUAACACCUUAGUGGACCUCAACUCCCUGUUUACAGAGGCGAAAGUUUACCACAAUAAGCUGGUGAACAUAAGGAAAGAGAUGAUUAUGCUCCAUGAAAAGACGACUAAACUAAAGAAAAGAGCUUUGAAGCUGCAGCAGCAGAAGCAGAAGGAGGCGCUGGAGAAGGAGCAGCAGCGUGAGAAGGAGCAGGAGAGGGAGAGGCAGCUCAUCGCCAAACCUGCCAAAAGAACGUAGGAUCCCCAAGCAUGUCUGCUCUAUUCCAGGACCGCUCAGGUGGUUUUGCAUGUUUUAGGGCGUCGUUCUACGUCAAAUAUACGUCACAGUACAGCUGACCAUUUUCCAAAGUAUUUAGAUUUUAAGAUAUUUUUGACAAAACACAGAAAGAGAAUCAGAUGUUCAGCUGGAGAGGAAAUGAGAUACCAAACAUGAUUAACGAACAGGGCGACUUCUGUUUCCAAUCAGUUAAUUAUUGUAUUUCCAUCUACUUGAACCAUGCUUCAUACGUGUAAUCCUGACUAUUAACAUGUACUUUAAUUAUCUCCCAACCUGUAUUAUUGUUACGUUCUACUGCGGUGCUCAUGGCUGCUUAAAAAUGAUGCACAAUGUCACAGUUUAGGCAAUAUAGAUGUGAUUUUAAUCAGUUAAAACUGGAAUUGUGGUGCUAGAAAUAUAUUUGAGUUCAAGUUAAGCACCUGUUAGGUUCUGAACUUAACACAGCAAGGCUAAUAAGAAGCCUCUAAAAUGCUGAUUAUUCUACAAUCAUUACAUUUGUGCAGUUAGCAUUUACUUCAUAAAGAUAGGUUCAAGUAAAGAACAUGUCUAUUGCCUUUUUAAAAAUUUUUGGAGGACAGUUUCUGCAGCCAUAUAUGUUGUAAGAAACCGUAAAAAAAAAAAAAAAAGGACUGAGAUUGGCUUCAAUCAUAUAUUCAGUUUGUCUUUGUUUCCAGCACAGAAAUGACCUGGAACCACUUGAGUUAGGACAGGGGUGUCGAACUCAUUUCAGUUCAGGUUCCACAUUCAGCCCAAUUUGAUCUCCAGUGGACUGAACCAGUAAAAUCACAGCAUAAUAGCCAUUAAAUAAUGAGAACUUCAAAUUUUUCCUUUGUUUCAGUGCAAAAAAAAAAAAAAAACACAUUCUGAAAAUGUUAGGAAUUCUCUUUUUACAAAACAUUAUGAACAACCUGAAAUUUGUUAAGAAAAAUAAGUUCAAUUUCAAAAACAUUAAGCCUCAAUUUAAUAUUUACACAUUACGAUUUACAGAUCACAGAGUGUCUACAAAGGAACAAAACAUUUAGUCACAGCUAUCUGGAACUGAACAACAUAGUAUUUUCCUUUCUGAUCAAAAUGACAAAAGUCAGACAAAAAACAACAAAAGACAACAAAUCUUUUCAAAAUCGAGACACAAAGCAACAAAAAAAAAAGGAGAAAUGACACAAGUGAGACAAAAAAGACACAAAAUGACAAAAACGAGACAAAAAAUGAAUAAAGCAAAACACAAAAUGACGAAAAUAAGACAAAAAAACAACAAAAACAGACAAAAAAAGACAAAAACAUGACAAAAUAUUACAAAAAUGGGACACAAAACGACAAAAGAACAAUAAGCAAUCUAGUAUUUUACUUUAUGAUCAAGACAACCUGUCAUGGUCUAGAAAUUAUUUUAAAUUUACAGUUUUACUAAUUUACAAUUUGCAAUUGAUGUCUUCUUUGGAAUUUUUACACUUCGAAGGCUGAAUUGGACCCUCUGACGGGCCGCUUUUGGCCCGUGGACCUCAUGUUGGACACCCCUGAGUUAGGAGCUCCAAGUUGUUAUCUGGUGGUCUGACUCCUGUGGUUUCCUCUAUGACAGCUCUCACCUGUCUUUGCACUUAAACUGCAUCAAGAAACAACCUUGAAACAGUAGUUUUUAAUUUGAAAGCAUGAAACAGUCUUUUUAUAAUUACUUAGAAGCUUAAUCUUUGUAAAAAAAAACAAAAAAAAAAAACAAUGCAUUUCAAUCAACAGUUUCCUGCUUUGGAAAAUGGUUGACCCUAGAGACUGUAUAUGUGAUUCUCUGUAAAUGUUCUAAAACCUGUAAAACCUCUGCUUCGAUCCUCUCUGACGUUGCCAAGAUCGCCACAAACCAAAGACAUGGACUAAAUCAUCAAAUGCUGGUACUUCCCACUAUCAACCUUGCAUUCCCCUGCAAACAGAACAAAUAACUUUUGAUCUCCAGGGAGAAUCCGUGCGUUCGCUGUCUUCUGCUAAAGACUCAGUAUUAAUAUAUGUUGUUGUGGGCUUCAGGCCCUGUUAAUGUUGAAUGUUCUAGAGCUGGUACGUCGUUUAAAGUCAAAUAGUUCUGCACUGAGUUUGUCUGACUGUAUUUGUGGGCUCCAGAUAAUAUAUAUAUAUGGAUAAUAUAUGAUAAUGGAUGAUAAAAUGUACCAAAUUUUGCUCCAUACACAGUAUCUAUACAUUAGUUUAACGGACCUUUCAAGAGGCUUCUAUGCACUAGUCACGCCUGGAUCUCCACUGUUAGUACAAUUAAUAAUAAAAGCAACACAAAGUGAUUUGUAGCAGCUUGACUGGCAUUUUAUUUCUUUAUGGCUUGAGUGCAACAUUUUUAUCAGGACCUGUUUUUAUACAUAUAAAGUUCCUCUCUGGUCAAUGAUUAAACUCAUAGAAACUCA